Molecule: messenger RNA, 1464 nt
Organism: Ipomoea nil (Japanese morning glory)
Lineage: Eukaryota; Viridiplantae; Streptophyta; Magnoliopsida; Solanales; Convolvulaceae
Product: pentatricopeptide repeat-containing protein At1g62350-like
Exons: 3
Coding region: 244-1011 (255 amino acids)
Molecular function (GO): protein binding
Source: RefSeq, a predicted model, not a curated record
UUUGCUCUUCUCCGUUGCACGCUGACAAAUUCUAUCCGCCCUCUGUCUUCUUUUUCUUCACAGCUUCAUCCUUCUGCAAUCGCAACUUUGUCUUCACUCUUCAGAGAGCAGAGUGCGCCAUAGCCUACAACUCUGCAAUCCGCAGACCGUCGCAGCGAGCCAGCUCCACCAGUCCGCCGCCUCCCCGUGACCGCAAGCCACAACUUGAUUCUACCCUCCUACUCAGUGGUAACUGUAUAGGAAAUGUGGCGUUGUUGCCAGAACCUACUGCGAAGAGCCUCUUCGACACUACCCUUACGCCCUCACACAUCAUCAUCAUCAUCAUCAUCCUCAUCGAACCACAAGAGCACAUUCAGGCACAUCAUCAUCGGCUCCAAUGCAGCGGCAUCAAGUCCUAGCGUGUCGAUUUGGAGACGCAAGAAGGAAAUGGGGAAAGAAGGUCUAAUGGUGGCCAAGGAGCUCAAGCGGUUACAGUCAGACCCGAUUCGGCUUGAACGCUUUAUGAAGUCAAAUGUCUCUCGCCUUCUCAAAUCUGACCUCCUCGCUGUCCUCGUCGAAUUCCAAAGACAAGACCUUAUCUUUCUUUCCAUGAAGAUGUAUGAGGUGGUGCGUAAAGAGAUAUGGUAUCGACCAGAUAUGUUUUUCUAUAGGGAUAUGCUUCUGAUGCUUGCAAAGAACAAAAGGGUAGAUGAAGCAAAGAAGGUGUGGGAAGAUUUGAAGAGUGAAGGUGUCCUUUUUGAUCAACAUACAUUUGGUGACCUUGUGAGAGCAUUCUUGGAUAGUGGAUUGCCUGAUGAGGCAAUGCAUAUAUAUGAUGAAAUGAGAAGAUCUACUGAUCCCCCUUUAUCUUUGCCUUACCGAGUCAUAUUAAAAGGGCUUCUUCCUUAUACAGAUUUGAGAGAAAAGGUUAAGGAUGACUUUCUUGAACUUUUUCCAGAUAUGAUCAUUUAUGACCCUCCUGAAGACUUAUUUGAUGAUGAAGAGUGGAGAAAGGAGAGUGAGGAUAAUUGACGUAUGCCAUGAAGAUGUGCUUCUUUCUGCGGAAAAAUUUCCUCUGUACAAGCGGAACGAGUACUGCGAUGAUUGGCUAAAAGUCCCUAAAACCAUGAAUGCUUCUGAGCUUCAAAGUGGGCAGAUGUUUCUGCUCCGUUUGAGUGUCCAAAAAUGAACCCAAGAAAAACACGGGUGAUGCUCAGAUCCAAGGUAUGCUGCUUACCAAAAAGAUACUACUUGAAAGCAUGAGCACUGUUUGGUAAAAGAAGGCUCUUUGUCACUGGAUUAUAUAACGGUGUAACUUAUAUUUCGUGAACAAUUGAGUCCAAAGUCAACAAUGUUUCUCAAACACUUCCUGCAAUGGUAGUAAGUUCCCCGAGUUUUAUGAAAUGCUGCUUCAUUGCAAACCUGUUCUGGUACUCUCCACAUACUGCUUUAGUUAAGAUGUUGCAUUAUGGAGUUAAAAGUUUU